Molecule: messenger RNA, 349 nt
Organism: Neltuma alba
Lineage: Eukaryota; Viridiplantae; Streptophyta; Magnoliopsida; Fabales; Fabaceae
Product: fructose-bisphosphate aldolase, cytoplasmic isozyme 1-like
Exons: 1
Coding region: 116-349 (77 amino acids)
Biological process (GO): glycolytic process
Molecular function (GO): fructose-bisphosphate aldolase activity
Source: RefSeq, a predicted model, not a curated record
GGUUGCUGAGUACACAGUCAGGGCACUGCGCAGAACCGUGCCGGCUGCAGUACCAGGGAUUGUGUUCUUGCCUGGUGGAUAAAGCGAAGAAGAGGCAACACUGAACUUGGAUGCAAUGAACAAGCUGGAAGUGCUGAAGCCAUGGACUCUGUCUUUCUCCUUUGGGCGAGCAUUGCAGCAGAGCACCCUCAAGACGUGGGGUGGGAAGAAGGAGCAUGUUGCCAAAGCUCAGGCGGCUUUCCUGGCAAGGUACAAGGCCAACUGCGAUGCAACUCUCGGCAAAUACUCUGGCUCCGGCACCGGCGGGUUGGCCUCUGAGAGUUUGUUUGUCAAAGAUUGCAAGUAUUAG